Messenger RNA from Phodopus roborovskii (desert hamster), 1007 nucleotides. RefSeq names its product myeloblastin. Lineage: Eukaryota; Metazoa; Chordata; Mammalia; Rodentia; Cricetidae. The transcript has 5 exons. The record is from RefSeq and is a predicted model, not a curated record. The coding region runs from base 186 to 821 and encodes 211 amino acids. Gene Ontology annotation, biological process: proteolysis. Gene Ontology annotation, molecular function: serine-type endopeptidase activity.
CUGUCCUUCGGCGUUUUAUUCUUCUCCUUCACAGCAAUCAUGGUGACACGGGCGCUGUAGGCCGAGGUUUCAGGGGGACAAAAGGAGCGCUGGAGACCAGAAGGUGUGCAGAUGGACUCCCAGGCGCAGUUCAGGCCUCCCAGAUUGUGGGUGGGCACGAGGCUCAGCCCCAUUCUCGGCCUUAUAUGGCGUCCCUGCAGCUGAGCAGGUCCCCUGGGAGCCACUUCUGUGGUGGCACUCUGAUCCACCCGAGUUUCGUGCUAACUGCUGCCCACUGCCUGCAGGACAUCCCUUGGCAGCUCGUGACGGUGGUGCUGGGUGCCCACGACCUGCAAAGGCAGGAGCCUGAGCAGCAGAAAUUUACCAUCACGCAGGUCUUCCAGAACAACUACAACCCCGAGGAGAAUCUCAAUGAUGUGCUGCUUGUUAAGCUGAACCGGCCAGCCUCCCUGGGCGAGAAGGUGGCGGUGGCCUCUCUGCCCCAGCAGGGCCAAUCGCUGACCCAGGGCACCCAAUGCCUGGCCAUGGGCUGGGGCCGCCUGGGCACCAGCGCGCCCACGCCACGAGUGCUGCAGGAGUUGAACGUCACGGUGGUCACCUUCCUGUGCCGGGAACACAACGUGUGCACACUGGUACCACGGAGGGCAGCUGGCAUUUGCUUCGGAGACUCCGGCGGCCCCUUGAUCUGCGAUGGCAUUCUUCAUGGAGUCGACUCUUUCGUGAUCCGGGAAUGCGCCUCCCUUCAGUUCCCCGAUUUCUUUGCCCGGGUGUCCAUGUAUGUGGAUUGGAUUCACACGGUGCUGCGGGGCGCUAUGUCUUGAGCUGCCGUUCUGCACUCCAGACAGCCAGACACAGGGACGGCUUGCAAGCUCUAGCGGGGAAAAUCUGGAGUGGAGUGGUCCUUUCCAGACUUUUCCUCCUGUUAUACCACCCACACACACCCUGGAGUGGAGCCAGCUCUGUCCCCUAUUCCAUGUGACCUCAAUAAAUCUGAGAAAUAUUUAAAA